Molecule: messenger RNA, 2157 nt
Organism: Akanthomyces muscarius
Lineage: Eukaryota; Fungi; Ascomycota; Sordariomycetes; Hypocreales; Cordycipitaceae
Exons: 1
Coding region: 1-2157 (718 amino acids)
Biological process (GO): regulation of DNA-templated transcription; DNA-templated transcription
Molecular function (GO): zinc ion binding; DNA binding; DNA-binding transcription factor activity, RNA polymerase II-specific
Source: RefSeq, a predicted model, not a curated record
AUGCCUCCCGACGCUCACCAGCGACGCCGUGCGAGGCAGGCCUGUACGCACUGCAAUGCCCGCCGGGUCAAGUGCAACGUCACCGAAAAGGUGCCGUGCGACAACUGCGUCGCCGCCGGCACCCAGUGCCAGCUGAGAGUGUCGCGUCGCGGCAAGCAUCCUCGCCACCGUCCCGGCCAGGACCACAAGCAGUCGCUGUCGCCGCAAUCGCAGUUCAAGUCGCCCUCUCUGCCAGAGUCCAACUCGUCGUCCCAGAUUCAACCGCCCGCGCCGUCGCCCGCGCUCACGCACCCGUCCCUGCCGCACCAGCUUCCGCAACAGCUCCCCGUCGGCCCGCCACACCCCGAUGGCCUCGCUCUCACCGGUACCAGCGCCUCCCCGCCCGACGACCCUCCCAGCCUCGUCUCCAAGAGCGAGCACACGUCUCCCAACGACGACGAGAUGUCGCAGGCUUCGCUGGCCCUCGCGUCGCUGUCCCGCGGCGUUCGACGUGACAGCAAGCCCGACAUCAGGCCCGACUACAAGCAAGAAUACGGCGCCUCCGUCUUCUUUGGCGAGUCGUCGUCGAUUCGAUACGUCGGCACCGACAACUUUGCGUCGUCCGUUGCCAAGCUCGACUCGGUGCCCCAUCAGACGGGCGCCAAGGACAAAGACCGCCCUGUCAACUCCAACCCCGUUCUAGACAGCCUCAAGAGCAAACCGGACGGUCCAUUCACUCUUCCCCCUCGACAUGUCACCACAGCUCUCCUCGCCGCGUAUUUUCAAUGGUUUCAUCCCUUUUGCCCCAUUGUCGACGAGCAGGAUAUCUGGCACCAGUUUGAAACCGGCUCGCUCUCCACGCUGCUGCUGCAGUCUCUGCUCCUCGUCGCCACGUCCCACUGCGACGAUAUUGUUCUCACCGACGCUCGCCUUGGCAACAGAAGUCAAGUGAAACUCACCUUCUAUAACCGCGCCGUAGAAUUAUACGACGCCAAUGUCGAGACCCAAAGCCUUGUCGUUAUCCAGAGCCUCAUCCUCUUGAGCUUCUGGCGAGGUCGUGUGGCAGAGGAAAAGGACACCAGACACUGGCUCGGCAUCGCCAUCAGCAUUGCGCAGCGCAGAGGUCUGCACCGCUCACGCAAACAAGGCAGCCUCGGGCCAGACGCCCGGGUACCCGACCGCCAAAAGAAGCUGGCCAGAAGGGUCUGGUGGUCUGUCUACAUGCACGAGAAGCAGACAGCUGCGACACUUGGUCUGCCGCAAAGAGUCCGAGACGAAGAUUGCGACGUCGAAAGCUUAGAGGCUAGCGACUUUGAGCAUGCAUUCUCGACAUCCAGGCCACAGGAAGAGAAACAAGACUCGAUCGACUACACACUCCGCAUAACGCAGCUCAGCAAAUUCCUCGGCAAAAUCGUCGACGUUGUCUAUUCGCCUCACCGGACUUCCACCGAAGCAGAGCGUACCGCGAUCCGGGACGAAUUAGUCCAGUGGAAGCAGACCCUGCCUCCUUCGCUGCGCAUCGACGAGGACACCGCCACGCAGCCGAGCCUCCACGCGAGCAUGAUCCACAUGGCCUACAACAACCUGCUCAUCCUCCUCUACCGAAACUGCUUCACCGACCUCACCUUUGACCAGGAGGGCCAGUACGCGCUGCAGGCCGGGGCGCGCAACGUGCGCAUCAUCGAGGACAUGCUCCCGCGCGGCAUCAUGCGCCACGCGCAGAUCCACGUCAUCACCAACCUGUCCAACACGCUCUGCCUCAACGUCAUGGACCUGCGCUCCGCCAAGGGCAUGGCGCGCACCAGCGCCGAGCACCGCUCCAAGAUCUGCCUCCUCGGCCUCGCCGAGCUGCAGAACACGUGGGAGUUUCGCAACUGGAUCCUGCAGCUCUUCAUCCGGCGCGUCGACGGGCCCGGCGGCGACCGCCAGCGCAAUGAGGAGACCGAGGCCAAGCAGAUUGCCAUCAAGAGCGAGACGCCGCUCCAGGCCUCGUACGGCGCGGCCAUGUCGAGGGAGAGUUCGGGCGGCGGUGGAGGUGGCUUGUUCGGCAACCUUGCGGAGCUCGAGGGCUUCACGUUCAACUUGAACAAUGAGAUGAUGGAGCCGAUGACGUGGCCGGUGGACGAGAUGGAGCGGUUCCUGUUUUCGCAAAUAUACAACUCGAAUCCAUUCUGGUAA